AUGAUAGACUUGCUUGAGGAGUUAGCGGAUCUGUAUCGAAUGCUUGGGGACUUGGUAUGGGCAGAAGAGUGCUCACCGGCUCAUCUCCGUGAGCAGACUGCCAGACUAGGAAGAUCUCAUGAGGCCACACUCAAGUCACUUGCAAGACUUCUUGAGAUUCUUGGCCGACAAGUCAUGUACGACGAGGCAGAGCACGAGAUCUUCACGUUUGUAAGGGACGCCUCAGAUCGGACGGCCGUGCUGGCGGCCAUGUCAGGGGAUCAGCUCUCCUUUCUCGAAAGCGCUUUUCUGAGGCCCCCCGAAGCAGGCAACGCAGUGCCGCCGACAUGGGAUGCACUGUCGAUCACACAACCACCUACAUCUAACACCACGCUCACAGCAUUCAUCGUCCCAGGUCACUCUUUGCAGAAGUUCACGCCACAAGCACCUCGCGAAGGAGUGCAUGAUCUGCACCAACAAGCGCCAGGUCUCCACGGCCAGAUACGCGCGCAGAUGGGCAGACGCGAACGGGAUCUUCGAGACGCAGCGGGGAACGAACCCGACCUGGUGACGUUGUUUGAGGUGAUGGCCACUGGGUCAACAGCUCUGAUAUCUGAUUACAGCCGAUACAUCGAUGCCGACACGACUCGAUUUCGGGAUCCGGUGAAUGCGCGGACGAUUUUGCAUUAUGCGGCAGCAUUUGGAGAACCACACGUUGUCCAAAAGUGUAUUGAUGUCGAUCCGAGCCUAGUCAAUGCUAGAGAUAUCUUCGGCGCAACACCUCUGCAUCUUGCUGAUGUGAAUGGACGUUCGAAAUCGUUUCGAGCUUUGGUGGCAGCACAAAGUGCUGUCAAUCUCAGAAGCAAUACUGGAAUGACAGCUAUAGGGUACGCACGCCAGCGUAUGUACCUGACAGCAUCCAUGGACAAAGAAGAAGGGGGACCCAGAUAUGCGAAACCUAGUCGGCAGUCUUCCUGA
Molecule: messenger RNA, 957 nt
Organism: Fulvia fulva
Lineage: Eukaryota; Fungi; Ascomycota; Dothideomycetes; Mycosphaerellales; Mycosphaerellaceae
Exons: 1
Coding region: 1-957 (318 amino acids)
Molecular function (GO): protein binding
Source: RefSeq, a predicted model, not a curated record